Messenger RNA from Saccharomyces paradoxus, 507 nucleotides. It is a transcript of the gene GRE1, whose product is annotated as Gre1p. The coding region runs from base 1 to 507 and encodes 168 amino acids. The transcript has a single exon. The record is from RefSeq and is a predicted model, not a curated record. Lineage: Eukaryota; Fungi; Ascomycota; Saccharomycetes; Saccharomycetales; Saccharomycetaceae.
AUGUCCAAUUUAUUAAACAAGUUUGCUGACAAAUUGCAUGGCAACGACCACGAUGAGCGUUACGAAGACGACAAUGACGACCAAACUAGACAACAACGUCAUGAAAAACAUCAACAGAGAGAAUUGAGGAAUCAAGGAUCCAAGGCUGAUCCUUACGGUGAGCAGAACCAAGGUAAUUUUCCUCAACACCAGCAACCACAAUCUAAUCUAGGCGGUAACACGCAGCUUGGCGGUAACGAUUUCCAGCAACAAACUACUGACUACACCGCGGGCACCGGUGGUGGCGGUUACACUCAAACUUACCGCGAGACUAACACUCAAGGUCAGUUAGACGACGAUGAAGAUGAUGAUUUCUUGGCUUCAGGUCAACAGCAAAAACAAGGUCGUACAAGAGGUGCCCAAAGUAACCGCUACCAAUCCUCCAACAUGGGCAGCGGAAGACGCGACUUAUCCGGAUCAGGAAACGACCAAUAUGAUGACGAUAGCGGAAAUCAAGGCGUCUGGUAG